Molecule: messenger RNA, 4200 nt
Organism: Trypanosoma cruzi
Lineage: Eukaryota; Euglenozoa; Kinetoplastea; Trypanosomatida; Trypanosomatidae
Product: ATP-dependent RNA helicase, putative
Exons: 1
Coding region: 1-4200 (1399 amino acids)
Cellular component (GO): intracellular anatomical structure
Molecular function (GO): RNA binding; ATP binding
Source: RefSeq, a predicted model, not a curated record
AUGCGACGACUUUUGUGUAAAUCUGGCCUUCUGGCCCCGGCCCGGGAAAUGCGGCAUGAGCGUGAUUUCCGUGGCCGUAAUCGCCAACGCCGACAGCGUGGAUUUGGCGAGGGCCGUAGCUCUUCCAACCCACGGAACAAUGACGACAUUGGGAUUUUGCAGAUAAAAUUUCACACCAUACCGGCUCUGCAGGUGGACAUGCGAGCAGAGACUCAGAUCGAGUCGUUCUUGAGAUCGCAGCUGCGGGAGGAUGGGUCUUCGAUGUUACUGUCAACGAAUGCGUCAUCUUUACCCAUAGUUCGUGUGAUAAAUGUUCCCAGGUCCACCUUGAAGCGUGCCGUGCUGGAGUUCCACGUAAGGGGAAUACCGGUGCGGGCUUUAGGGCAAUCAACCCGCGCAAAAAGGGCUAGGGCGCUCUGCUUCAUGCAUGCAGCGAGGCUCAUUGAUCACUUUUCAGUAGAAGGCACGGACAGCAGUGCUGCGCCUCUGCCACUCGAGGAGGGCACGGAAUUAAAUGCUCAAAAGAAAUAUUUGAAGCGUGUGAUGAGUAUUCGAAAAACGCAGGCUUUUGGUCCGCCUCCACAGCCGGAAGAAUACGAUUGUUGGGAAGAUUAUGUGGAUGAAAGUAGGCGACACAUUGAACGGCAAGAGCAAGAGCGACGAAACGAGGCCUUUCAGCUGCUGCGUAUCCCUCAUACUGGGAACCCAUUGGUUGACAGGGCGGCGGAAAUGACCGAGCAGGAACGAUGCACCGACCGAUUGGCUCUUCAAAAACUUAACAAUGAACUUCUUGGGGUCAGCAAGGGUGUGAAUAUUGUUCGCAUCUCGCAUCGUGUCUUUGUCGCCACACUCACAUUGGAUAGUGUGACAAAUUUAGUUGCUACUGGUGUAGCUGAGAGUUCACAGGAGGCGAAGCAGCGUGCCGCGAUGCAUGCGCUUAACAUUCUUACGCUGGUGAAGGAGCAACGGCAAGCUUCUGCCGUGGAUGGGAAGGCAUCAGCUUUUGCAGGCCGUGGAAGCUGUGCCUCGCCUGACGCCGUGUCACUCAGCCUUACGCCACGUUAUUCCAAGAUGCUGGACUUUUUUUCACUUUUUUUUGGUGUGACUCCGGCUCCUGUCUUCACAAGGGAGGGAAAUUCCUAUAUUUGUCACAUGGAUUUGGACGGUGUCAAGUGCACGGGACAAGGCAUUAACCGGUUUGAAGCGGAGCGCCAUGCCAUUGAGAACGCAUUGGGAGAGAUGGAGUUGUAUGACGAGCGGUUGCAGGGCAUUAAUAGCAUCAUUGCACAGUAUCCGAACAUCCAGCCACGGUGUGUUCCGACUGCCAAAUUGCCGGAGGCGUUGAGGAAUGAAAUUCACGCCUUUGUACAGCGCUGUCGCACCGAACUUCAUUUUCCAGUUGAUGGCAAUACGGUGGGAAACGAAGGCCAUGGUGGUACUCCUGAAAAAAUUUUAACUGAUGACGUUUUGGAUGCCGAGACACGGGCGGCAAUCAAGGCCCUGGAAGAUGUCAGACGCGAUGAAGCCUAUGCGAGACGAUUACGCGAUCGGCUGUGUAACCUCAGGGCGGACCCUAAAUACCUUGAGAAAUUUCACAUGCGUCGCUCGAGCCUUGCAAUUGCGUCUGUGGAGCAGCGCAUACUUGACGCGAUGGAUCAGCACCGUGUGGUUGUCGUAUGUGGAACAACCGGAUGCGGCAAAACAACCCAGGUUCCGCAGUACAUCCUUGAUAGGGAGAUUAUGGAGGAACGUGGGGACCGCUGCUGCAUCGUCGUGACUCAGCCCCGUCGACUGAGUGCCUUCAGUAUCGCGGAUCGCAUUGCAAGUGAGCGACUGGACGUGGUGGGGAAAGAUGUGGGGUAUGCUGUGCGUUUGGACGCUCGGCCAGGCCGUCACAUCACGCUCUGCACGACCGGAGUUUUGCUCCAGAUGUUAUCCGGUAUGCCAUCGCUAGACACGGUGAGUCAUCUUGUGAUCGACGAGGUGCAUGAGCGUGACAUCAACUGUGAUGUGGCUCUGGCUCUUGUCAAAGAGCUGCUGAUGGAGGACAAAAAUAAAAGGUUGAAGGUUCUUCUCAUGAGUGCAACGAUGCAGUCUGAGAUGUUUGCUUCUUACUUUGGUGAUGUGCCUGUGAUAUCCGUGGAGGGGGCCGUGUACCCUGUGAAGGUAUGCUACUUGGACCACGUGGCCCAUCUUUUUCAACAUUCCUCCCCUCCCGGCUACUAUAGUCCCAUGUUUGAUGCUCUCAGCAGCGCGACCACAUCGCAGGGCCGCAACACAUACCGUGGCAGGGGUGGAUAUCGGGGUACAAGGUGGCAACUGACAACACCGCCAAAGACAGACUACGCUCUCAUUGCACGUCUUAUUGAACGAAGUGUGGAGGUUGACCUUCACGGGGAGGUGGAAGGAAAGUCUGUCCUCGUGUUUCUCCCGGGAUGGAAGGAGUUGAUAGCUGCAAAACAGGCUCUCGAAGCUCUUAACGGGGAGCAGCGGUAUCAUAUCAUUCUCUUACACUCCUCUGUGGACGCGAAGAAGCAGCGGGAGUGCUUUUCACCGGCGCCCGAAGGAUUUGUGAAGGUGGUGCUUGCCACAAACAUUGCUGAAAGUGGUAUAACCAUUGAUGACGCGGCAGUGGUGAUUGACACCGGUCUUAUCAAGCAAACCUCGUGGGUAUCGCGUGCGACUGGGACCCAACAAGAACAUCAUGCCUCUUCGUAUUCCACUCAACUUGCUUUACAGUAUGCAAGCCGCGCCAACUGUACCCAACGCAAAGGCCGUGCGGGGCGCACACAAGGUGGUAUUUGUUAUCGUCUUUUUACGCGAGAGGUUUGGGAUGUGUUGCCUUUUUUUCAGGAGGCAGAAAUUCAUCGUGUUCCGCUUACACAAGUCCUGCUGACCCUCUUGUCACUUGGACACACAAAACCCAAAGAGACUCUUCAGAGGUUUAUUGAACCACCUUCUGUAAAAAAUGUUGAGGCUUCCAUGCGACAACUGCGAAGCUUGGGGGCAGUGACUGCGGAUGAGAAGUUAACGCCGCUUGGGUUGUAUCUGUCACGGCUGCCAUGUGACCCGCGAAUUGGGAAGAUGAUUAUGAUGGGUGCUGUGUUGCGUUGUAUGGACUCUGCUCUAACGAUGGCAGCGACCGCGGAUGUCAGCCCAUUUGUGACAAGCCGAGAGGUCUCUUUUGAGGUGCGACAAAAACGACAUGCCUUUUCGAUGGGAUCACAGAGCGAUCACAUCAGUGUGUUGAAUGCUUACAAUGCCUUCUGUGCUCGUCAAGGCGAUGGUGUCUUUGCCAGCGAACAAUAUAUCCAUCGAAAUAACAUGCGGAUUAUUUCCCGCUACAAGCAACAGUACCGUGACAUCCUCCGCCGUUCAGGAUUCAUCCGGGAUGGGGAAUCAUUUUCUCUUGAAGCCCCUGAGGAUGAGUUUAUUAUCCCCAAUGAUGAUGCGGUGGCUCCGCUGCAUGUUGAUUCCGGUUUACUUUCCCUUGAUGCUGCAGACGUCACACUCGUUAAGGCCUGUCUCUGUGCAGCUCUCUUUCCUAAUGUGGCUGUGCUUGACCCUUCCCCGUUGCUUCAGGGGGGAAAAAGGGCGAAGACGCUGGUGAUGCGCACUGCCACGCACAAAAACAUCUCACCUUCCAAAGAUAGUGCGUGCCGCCGUCUUGGACCUCCUCGUGCCCAUGGUGUACUGACCCCAAAAGAGUUUUUUGGUAGAGAUGCGGAGAGUGGUGCCGAAGCACCUGUCAUUCCCUCCAUGUUUUAUAUAUACCAGAGCAUUUUUUGCGUGCAGGAAUCCAGAGAAGAGUUUCUUACACAGGUUUCUUCAGUGAGUCUGUGGGCUCUCCUGCUAUUUGGUGUCGGUGAGGCGGACAUGCGAUUUGACCCUCUCUUGCAACUCUGUAUUGUGGGGGGUUGGAUAGGCAUACACAUCGAUGCCAGCUCCUUUGCCACGCUGCACGCACUUCGCACUACCCUGCACACCUGCGUUUGGAGGAAAUACCAGAAACCGGAUGACGAGAAGAACAAUGAGGCACUUGAGGUUCUCAGGCGACUCUGCAAGGAGGUAUUACAGUCACCGCCAAAUGAUAAGGAGCAGUACCUGAACCGUCUUGUCGAUACAGGGCGUAUUCUCUCUCCGUCAAUGCUGGAGCCAAUGACCACAGACACCAAUGACGAGAAUUUUGCAUGGGAGUGA